Messenger RNA from Anopheles funestus (African malaria mosquito), 3230 nucleotides. It is a transcript of the gene Cul4, whose product is annotated as cullin-4B. The record is from RefSeq and is a predicted model, not a curated record. Bases 595 to 2865 code for a protein of 756 amino acids. Gene Ontology annotation, cellular component: Cul4-RING E3 ubiquitin ligase complex. Gene Ontology annotation, biological process: ubiquitin-dependent protein catabolic process; protein ubiquitination; DNA damage response. NCBI's taxonomy places the organism in Eukaryota, Metazoa, Arthropoda, Insecta, Diptera, Culicidae. Gene Ontology annotation, molecular function: ubiquitin protein ligase binding. The transcript has 7 exons.
AACAAUGACGCGAUAUUGACAUUUUCACAACGACAGUACAAUUGUUAACCAAUAAAAUAGCUUCCGAGUGUGGCGGAGUUGUUUGGUGUAAUAAUUUAGCGGAAAUUCUACAACAUAUACCAAGCGCAUGGUCGUGCAAAAUUCGUUCCAGAAGAAAAUAUACUGUGUGAUAACGCGUAUUCUUGAUAUUGUGCCUGUAUAACGCAACAUUCUUGAUUCUUGGCGGAAGAGUCGUGAACAUUCGUUCAUUUUUCCAUCUGCUAAGUGCUGUGGCAAUGAAUGUGUUCUGCAGUAUAUAACAUUGCCCUCCAAAAUUACACAUAUUCGUGAUUCUAGCAUUGUUGGAACAAAUAGAAAUAUUUCAAGCGUAUACAUACAUAUAGCUUCGAUCGCAAAACGACAUCUAAAGAAGUUCUGUGAGAAAAAACAAAUAAUUAUAAGCAAACCGCAUCGUUGCUGAUUUCGCUGUUUCGCAUUAGUGUUCUGCAAACAAAACACGAAUUCCAAAGAGAAAUCGAAUUAUUGCAUUAAAUUCAUCAAAUUACAUAGGUACACAGUGUACUGUUACAAAAAGUACCUGGUUAAACUGAGAAAAUGCACCACACUGAAAAUGAUAAAAAGCGGGCCAAUUUUUCGGCAUUGAAUCCUAUUAAUGGAGCUAUUAUUAAAACGACCACAACCGGGAAGCCUGGUGAUGUAAAAAAAAUUAUUAUAAAAAAUAUGAAAUCUUAUCCCUCAAUCCCAGAAAAUUUCGAAGAAACUACUUGGAAUCAACUACGCAAGGCGGUAAUUGCAAUUCAGACUUCUACGCCAAUAGAAUAUUCGCUGGAAUGUCUCUGCCAGGCCGUUUCGCACAUGUGUGAAGACAAAAUGGAUUCACAAUUGUACGUUAAUCUGACCGCUUUAGUUGAGCAGCAUGUGAAGGCAAAUAUUGUACCAUUUUUGUCGGAGUCUGGAGACAAAUUGGUAUAUCUGAAGAAAAUGAACGAUUAUUGGCAAUCGCACUGUCAGCAGAUGAUCAUGAUUCGUAGCAUAUUUCUCUAUCUCGAUCGUAUAUACGUCUUAAAUAACCCAACAGUUCACUCAAUCUGGGAGAUGGGUUUAGAACUUUUUCGUGACCAUAUUUCUAUGAAUAAUUUAGUUCAAGCACGCACUGUUGAAGGAAUUUUAAUUCUUAUCGAAAAAGAACGUCAUGGCGAUACUGUCGAUAGAUCCCUGUUGAAAAGCCUUUUACGAAUGUUGUCCGAUCUACAAAUCUAUCGGGAUGCAUUUGAACAAAAGUUCCUUAUUGCAACAAAACAUUUGUAUCAAGCGGAGGGACAGGCUAAGAUGGAAGAACUGGAUGUCCCAGACUAUUUGCAACAUGUGGAUAAGCGAUUGAACGAAGAAGAAGAACGACUGGAACAUUAUCUCGAUGGCUGCACUAGGCAUCAGCUAAUUGUAACCGUUGAAAGACAGUUAAUUAAUGAACACGUUACUGGAAUUCUACAAAAAGGAUUAGAUCAACUUCUAGAGGAAAACAGGCUAAACGAUCUAUCUCGGCUUUACAAAUUGUUUUGUCGUGUUAAGAAUGGUACCACAGAAUUGUGCGCACAUUUCAAUGCAUACAUUAAAAAGAAAGGACGUACAAUUGUUAUCGAUCCAGAGAAGGACAAAUCUAUGGUGCAGGAUUUGCUAGACUAUAAAGACAAAAUGGAUAAUAUCGUAAAUUCAUGUUUCGAAAAGAAUGAGAAAUUCGGCAACUCGUUACGUGAAGCGUUCGAGUACUUUAUUAACCAGAGAUCUAACAAACCGGCUGAAUUAAUUGCAAAGUAUGUUGACAUGAAACUGCGAGCUGGAAACAAGGAAGCCACAGAAGAAGAAUUGGAGCAGAUUUUGGAUAAGAUAAUGGUGCAAUUUAGAUUCAUUCAUGGCAAAGAUGUUUUUGAAGCGUUUUACAAAAAAGAUCUUGCUAAACGUUUGUUGGUUGGUAAGUCCGCCUCAGUUGAUGCAGAAAAAAGUAUGUUGUCAAAACUUAAGCAAGAGUGCGGCGGAGGAUUUACUUCUAAGUUAGAAGGCAUGUUCAAGGAUAUGGAACUGAGCAGAGAUAUAAAUUUUGCGUUUAAACAGAGUAUGCAAAAUUCUGAACACAAAGAACUUCAAAACAUUGAUCUGACAGUAAACAUACUGACGAUGGGAUUCUGGCCAACAUAUCCGGUAAUGGAAGUUACACUUCCACAGGAGCUAUUACUGUAUCAAUCGAUUUUCAACAAGUUUUACUUAGCAAAACACAGUGGACGAAAACUUCAAUGGCAGCCAACGCUUGGACACUGUGUACUUAAGGCACAAUUUGAUGCGGGACCGAAAGAUUUGCAAGUGUCUCUGUUUCAAGCUUUGGUGUUGCUGCUAUUCAACUAUAACGCUGCUAUUUCAUUCGAAGAAAUACGUGCCGCAGUUGUUAUAGAGAUUGGAGAACUGAAGCGCACUUUGCAAUCGCUUGCCUGCGGUAAGGCACGUGUUCUGACAAAAAUACCCAAAGGCCGUGAGGUUGAAAACACUGACAACUUCCAUUUCAAUAACGAGUUCACUAAUAAGUUAUUUAGGAUCAAGAUUAAUCAAAUCCAAAUGAAGGAAACGACCGAAGAACAAAAGGCCACUGAAGAACGUGUGUACCAGGAUCGACAGUAUCAAAUUGAUGCAGCGAUUGUACGUAUUAUGAAGAUGAGAAAAACGCUCAGCCACAACUUAUUGAUCACGGAACUGUAUAAACAGCUCACCUUUCCAGUUAAGCCGGCUGACUUAAAGAAACGUAUCGAAUCAUUAAUAGAUCGGGAUUAUAUGGAACGAGAUAAGGAUAAUCAAAACCAGUACAACUACGUUGCCUAAUUUUUUCUUAAAACGAAACCAGACAAUAUGUCAAAUUAAAAUUUUGUCUGUAAAAACAUUUCUUGUCAGUCAGAUAAAACACCAAACUUUAGAGGCACAUAGAUCUUUCCACAAAGCAAAAAAUAUAUAGUAUAAAUAAUUUUUUGGUUAUAAAUAAGUUUCUCACCGGCCGUGUUAAACUCGACAAAAAUGUUAGUCGCAUUUUACACACAUUUAGUUGAAGAAUAAGGAAUAUAGUCAUGUUGAUCGCAGACUAUUUCUUUUGACCAGAAUACUUUACAAUCGAAAAGCGAGUUGAUUUGGAAUACCCGUAUGUACAUUUUGUAAUAAAUCUGCGAAGAGUGUGUAUGUACGUAUACCGAGAA